Molecule: messenger RNA, 1278 nt
Organism: Procambarus clarkii (red swamp crayfish)
Lineage: Eukaryota; Metazoa; Arthropoda; Malacostraca; Decapoda; Cambaridae
Source: RefSeq, a predicted model, not a curated record
AUGAUUGUUUCAUCUUUGGAGAAAUUAGAUGAACCGGCUCUUCCUCCUCUCGAAGCCUUUUUCAAUAGUUUAAAGCACGAGGCCAUAAGCGAGAACGCGUAUAUACAGGCCAAAGAAGUCUUUAGAUUAGCGGGAUGCCAGACCAUUGGGGAUUACUUGAAGGUCUAUUUAAAAGUAGGCACUGGACUAUUGUGUGAUGUGUUCACUCUAUGGCGCAAGACCAUGUGUGAGCUGUACAAGUUAGGCAUUACACACUAUGUCUCGUUAUAUAGUUUUGCAUGGAACGCUUUCUUGUUUAAGAGUCAAGUUGUCUUGGACUCUAUUUCUGAUCCCCAUUUGUACGAUGUAUUGCGUAGAAAUCUAAGAGGCGGAUUUACCUCUGUUGUACGACAACACACACGUGUAGAAAAUGAGCAUACAGGUGCUGAUCCUUUUAGCACUGAUAAAUAUAUUUUGUAUUUAGAUUUUAAUGGCCUAUACGCCACCUGUAUGACAGAACUCCUUCCUCAAGGCGGAAUCCUUAAAUUAUCUGCUGCCGAAUGCGAUGAUUGGCUCCAUCAAGGAUUGGAAAAUAUUACAUGUGAUGGGGAUAAGGGGAAUUGGGUCAUGUGUGAUACCAAGCAUGUCGCACCUGAGGUGGCUCGAUACACCGAUGAUUUGCCCUUAACCCUGUCACAUGCUAAUAUUUCAACUGAUCUUCUGUCCAAUUAUAGCAAACACAUUUUAAAUGCCGAAGAUCGCAAACUCCCCAAGAAAAACAAUAAAUUAAUUGCCUCACAUCUCCCCCAAAAAGAUUACUUGGUCAGUUUAGAUUUGCUUCAGAUGCUGAUAAAAUUGGGAUUAGAAGUUGCUAAGGUAAAUGCAGUUUAUGAAUUCCGACAGAGUAAGUACCUUAAGGAAUUUGUUGAAACAAAUGCUCGUGAACGUACAAAUACACCUUGCGCCAUUAAGGGUAAAGCUUUCAAGCUGGUAUCAAAUGCAAUUUACAGCAAGAGUUUGACAAAUGUGAGUAAAUAUUAUGAUCAGCAUUAUUUAGUUACAUCUCGUGACAAAUUCCAAAAGCUUGCACGCAAUCCGUUCUUCAAACGGAGUAUUUUGUUGAGCGAAGACAGAGUCAUUUGCACGGUCAAGAAACAAUCACUUAAAGUCAAUACACCAACCUAUCUGGGCUUCCAGAUCCUGCAAAUAGCUAAGAGGAUCCUAUAUGAUUUUUGGUACAACACCGUCAAAGCUCAUUAUGGAGACAAAGCUAGAUUGCUGUAUACGGAUACAGAUUAG